UCUGAGAACCCAAUUCUCCUAGGAUAGAACUUUAAAUUCUUGAUUGUUAAUUAGAUUAUAUUAAAUGUGUAAAACAUAUUCACUGUACGAAAGCUUUUAAUUGUUGUAUGACAACACGAAGACUAAAAUAAACUUUGCAAAGCCAAAAACAGCCAAUCAGCAACUAUGACCCGAAAAAUUCCAUUUCCCGUAUGUUUCUAUAUUCUUCAAAGUAUCUUCUUCACUUCUGAUAAUUCCAAACAAGCAUUUGUGAAUUCUCUUUCAAACCAACCAAACAUGUCAAUAGUCAAAACAAUGAAAUCAAUCUAUAUAAACUAUUUUACCUCCCUCCCCACACCGUACCAAAAACUUCUUUCUCUUGCUCUUUAAGUUCCUACAAGAAAAUACUAAGCUAGAUGAGAAGCAAAGAGGGUAGGCAAAGUAAGCUAAGGCGAUACAUUGCCGCACCAAAGAGAUUUCUAGCCAAGGCUAGAGAUUUUUACGUUAAAAGCAUGAUUGAAUUCGAUGGAAGGGUUGUCUAUGGUAGCAACAUGAUGAUGGCCAUGCCUGCUCCCCGGGUAUCCCACAUGCCAAAAUAUUUUGGAGCAAGUUUGAAGAACGCUAUGAAAAAUGAUGAGAAAUGGAAGGAGCUUCAUCGAUUGAUGAAUUCCAAGACCAAUGAGGAUAAUAAUUCUGAUAAGGGAGGAUUAUGUCAGAGAAAUAGCAAGGUGGAUGCUUUUGAUGAUUUGUUUAGAUGUUAUAGUGUUAGUGUAGGAAGAAUGGGAAGAAUUGAUGAAGAUGAACCAUGCUUUUUCAGAGAAGAAGAAAUCAUUAUGAAGAGUGAGAUCUUGAUUCCUUCAGGCAGACGCUAGGCUUCGUUGUUAGGUUGUUUUGCCCUUUGUUUCCCUUUAUCUCAUUCUGUCUGUAUAAUUUUGUUGUUGUUUUCACUUUUUGCUGGCUUGGAUUCUAUUGUUUGGCAAUUCACGAAUCUUAUGUUUAUGAUGUUAUUUUAA
Molecule: messenger RNA, 992 nt
Organism: Coffea arabica (coffee)
Lineage: Eukaryota; Viridiplantae; Streptophyta; Magnoliopsida; Gentianales; Rubiaceae
Source: RefSeq, a predicted model, not a curated record